Molecule: messenger RNA, 3943 nt
Organism: Ctenopharyngodon idella (grass carp)
Lineage: Eukaryota; Metazoa; Chordata; Actinopteri; Cypriniformes; Xenocyprididae
Gene: aqp4
Product: aquaporin 4
Exons: 6
Coding region: 232-1227 (331 amino acids)
Biological process (GO): transmembrane transport
Cellular component (GO): plasma membrane; basolateral plasma membrane
Molecular function (GO): water channel activity
Source: RefSeq, a predicted model, not a curated record
UGGUCUAGUUGAUGCUGUCAGAUCAGUUGUUCGACAGCCUCAUAUCUCUGUGCUGUGCUGUGACCAUGAAGAGCCGGUAACACGACACUGAGAGAAGAGCACCCUGAGCUGACAGUCAGUCUGAGGAAGGCAUGACAAGCUGUGGAGCCCUGGACAGAUUCAGCGCGAUCCUGUGCUUCAGAUGUCUUGUUUGAGGUAGACUUCUCCCACUGAGAGGAUGCUUGUUCAGGGAUGAGAAGAGCGUUUUCGCAGGUCUCGGUUCCGAACAGAAGUUCUGGCUUUCUUCGGAGGUGUGUGUCGUCUUGUUCAUGCAAUAACCGUGUCAUGGCAGCCUUCAAAGGUGUGUGGACUCAGGAGUUCUGGCGAGCGGUUUCGGGGGAGUUCUUAGCCAUGAUAAUAUUCGUGCUGCUUAGUCUGGGAUCCACCAUCAACUGGACAGCAAAACAGGAGAACCCUCCACCUGCCGACCUCGUCCUCAUCUCUCUCUGCUUCGGCUUAUCCAUAGCAACCCUCGCCCAAUGUUUCGGGCACAUCAGCGGUGCCCACAUCAACCCGGCCGUGACUGCGGCGAUGGUUGCCACACGGAAGCUGAGCCUGGCAAAGGGUGUUUUUUAUUUGGUGGCACAGUGUCUGGGGGCAGUGGUGGGGGCGGCCAUCUUGUACGGAGUGACACCAGCAUCAGUGAGAGGAGGACUGGGAGUGACUUCUGUCAAUACUGAAAUCUCCACUGGUCAUGCCAUUGUGAUAGAGCUCAUAAUCACUUUUGAGCUCGUCUUCACCGUCUUUGCCACCUGUGACCCCAAGCGCAGUGAUCUUAAAGGUUCGGCAGCGCUGGCCAUUGGUCUGUCGGUGUGCAUCGGCCAUCUGUUUGCUAUCCCGUACACUGGAGCCAGCAUGAAUCCAGCUCGCUCUUUUGGUCCUGCGGUCAUCAUGGGAAAAUGGCAGGACCAUUGGGUGUACUGGGUGGGCCCUUUAAUAGGGGGCAUCAUGGCUGCCGCUGUGUACGAAUAUCUAUUCUGUCCCGACCCUGACCUGAAGCGGCGCUAUGCCGAAGUCCUCUCCAAGAGCCCCUUCCAAAUCGACCCGUAUCGGGUAGUGGACACAGAAACGUACCCCAGCAAUCAAGGCCAGCACAUGCCCAAGCAGGAAGUGAUCCGCGUGCUGGAGCUGGAGCGGGCCGAGAAGAAGGAGAGGGAGUCGGCUGGAGAAGUGCUGUCGUCUGUAUGACUAGUGAGAGGCACUGAGGAGGAGCUCAAAGAGACGGAUCUGAUCUAGAGUCGCAGUGUGAAUCUUCUACAGAAUGACUCCCAACACUUGACUUUAAUCAUUAAGAAUGGUCUGACGCUCUUCCCUGUACGCCAGUCACAGCCCAUAGACCUCAUAUCCAAUAGACUCCACUUUGAAGAUUUCAGCCAGUCACUGAACAUCCUUUAGCAGAUGCACCUCAUCAACCGCUGAAUCAAUAACUAAAUGGGAUUCUCACAUCUAAGCAAAUGUAACGGUUUUGUUUGGUCUACGGGUUAUUACCUGGCAAUCAGGGUUGAGAUGAGAUCAUCACCAUAGUAAUGCAGAUCAUUUUCCUCCUCAGUGCACUCUGUGUGAGUUAACCCCUUCUGUCCUCACCCGCUGUCCUGUAUAGAGUAUUUAUAUACUUUAUUUUUUCCUUAAGGUUAUGAAUGUCUUUUGUCUGGAAUCUGUAUAAUUGCAACCCUGCAUGAUUUUUAUUUCAUUUUAACUCUAAAAUGCAUGAUUUUUCCGACACAUGCACACAAAACCCAAACAUAGUGUGUCCUUCCAACUUAUUCUCAUGCUCUUGAGAGCACAUGUAAUCAAUGAGAAUUUGUUUACUAGUGUAGGCCUAAUGUUUUAUAUGGAUUUUUCUUUAAAGGGGUGGUUGAUUAUGAUUUGACUUUUUUAACUUUAGUUAGUGUGUAAUGUUGCUGUUUGAGCAUAAACAACAUCUGCAAAGUUACGACACUCAAAGUUCAAUGCAAAAGGGAGAUAUUUUCUUUUACAGAAAUCACUUUUUAAAUGGCUGUCAGGGACUACAACGAGCUUCUUCCCGGGCUAGUGACAUCACUAACCCUAAAAUUUACAUAAACCCCGCCCCCGAGAACAUGCAACAAAGGGGGCGAGGCCAUGUUGGGCUGCUUUAGAGAAGAGGAAGAGUUUUUGUAGUAGAGUGUUGUUGACAUGUUGUCAUUUUACGCUGGACUGCUUCACAAACGAGGAUCAAUUCAACGCUGGAUUUGCACAAAAGAUUAACAUGACGGCACAUGCUAGUCGAUGAGUUGAAUCAACUCCACAGCAACUACAUAAAUUUAUCCACUAACCAUUCAGAAACAUCUAAAAGUUGUAACUUCUUCCUGAGUCUCUCCAUCAGUGUCGACUCCGGUUUGAACAAUGUAAGGCUGAACACCGUUACUGACAAUCCUCAUUUUGGCUGCGUGAGAAUCUCCAGCUUUGUUGUUGUUGAGCAACCGAAGCGUGAGCUGUUAAAGCUCCGCCCUCUUCUGGAAAGGGGGCGGGGAGCAGCAGCUCAUUUGCAUUUAAAGGGACACACACAAAAACGGCGUGUUUUUGCUCACACCCAAAUAGGGGCAAAUUUGACAAUCUAUAAUAAAUGAUCUGUGGGGUAUUUUGAGCUGAAACUUCACAGACACAUUCUGGGGACACCAGAGACUUAUAUUACAUCUUGUAAAAGGGGCAUUAUAGGUCUCCUUUAAAGUAUUAGUUCACUUUCAAAUGAAAAUUACCCCAAGCUUUACUCACCCUCAAGCCAUCCUAGCCCUCCUUCUGCCAGAUUGCCUUCAUUAUUCAACUUAGGAAAAAAAUGGAACUGGCGUCGUGUCAGUUACACUUUUUUCGUAAGUUGAAUAGGGAAGGCGUAGGACGGAGCGUAAGAUUUUUGAACUGCAAGAGUUUUACACUUUCUUCCUAAGUUGAAUACAGAAGGCGGUCUGGCGGAAGCUAGAUAUUUUACUUCAUAACUUGUUAAAUAUGGAUAUUUUUCUUACACAAACACAUCGCUUCGCUUCAGAAGGCAUUUAUUAACCCCCCGGAGCCGUGUGGAGUACGUUUAUGAUGGAUUGAGGCACUUUCUUCAGCUCAUUCUCGUUGGUCCCGUUUACUGCCAUUAUAAAGCUCAGAUGCGUCAGUAUAUUUAUUAAUAUAUCUCUGAUUGUGUUCAUAUAUAAAGAAUAAAGUCAUAUACACCUAGGAUGGCUUGAGGGUGAGUAAAGCCUGGGCUAAUUUUCAUUUGAAAGUGAACUAAUCCUUUAAGUAUCCAAACAUAUUUUGUUUGAUACAUGUCACAAUCAUGCAUAAUCACAGUCUCGGUUCUUUCAUGUUCAUAUCCAACUUGUAAUUACGUUAUUUAGGCUGAUUAAUUAUUUAACCACGUGUUGGAUCCAUUAAAUUAUUUAUGUAAUCAAGUGAUGUAUAUUAACUGUUCCAUAAUCAUUUCAAAACUGGAAUAUUAUUAUAUUAUAUUAUAUUUUUAAUGAAAAAUAACUGGAAUAUCUUAAAGAAGCCCGUUCCACCCUCAGAGUUACAAAAUAGUAGGCUUCCAUAUUUCCUGUUACAGCAGGCAUUAACAUCUCUGUACCAGCAGAGGGCGCCACAUACUUAAACUGCGUCUUUAACCUGAAACUCCAGUAAUGCUGAUCAGAUUUGUUUAUCUGUUGGCGAUAAGUACCAGAUUUUUUCCGAUAUUGCUCCUCUCUCCUCUUUCAUAAGUCAUUCUCCUUCUGCGGCCUGUUUAACUUUUAUAACACUCCCUUUCUUUCACUUCGUGCUGUCAGAAUGAGUUUGUGUGUUUAUUGUGAUGGAAAACCUGGAAAGGUUGUUUUAAUCAUUUUAAUAUUGUUUGAUUUCAUGGUCUAAAAAAAUCAUAACAUUUAAAAAAAGAAAUAAAAGUUGUGUGAAUUUCUGUUGAAUAUAA